Phragmites australis (common reed) is the source of this 786-nucleotide messenger RNA. RefSeq lists its product as uncharacterized. The transcript is spliced from 2 exons. The record is from RefSeq and is a predicted model, not a curated record. Lineage: Eukaryota; Viridiplantae; Streptophyta; Magnoliopsida; Poales; Poaceae. Bases 1 to 786 code for a protein of 261 amino acids.
AUGUGGAGCACCUUCUUCCUCACGCUCUAUGGCAAGUUUAGACUUCUUUCGCAUGUUCAGCAAGCUGCACCGAUGCUGGGUGACCCGAACUGGCCAAAUCAGCCUUCUUACAACCUGUGGACACAAUUGGAGUCCCAGUUCCGUGAAAACAAGGAGGCUCACGCUAUCUACCUCAACAGUGAGUUCCACUCCUUGAUGCAGGGCACCAUGUCCAUCGCGGACUACUUCCAUAAGAUGAAGAGCCUGGCUGAUGCCCUCCGAGAUGCCGGCCAUCCAAUCAGCGACUCCACUCUCGUCAUCAACACCCUGCACGGCCUCAGCCCGCGUUUCUCCAACAUGGCCAUGAACAUCUCCAUGGCAUCGCAGCUUCCAUCCUUCACCGACAUGUGGUUACAACUUGAUAUGCAACAGAUGCGCAUGGAGAACAAGUCUCAUGUCGUCUCCACCACUGCUCUCCUCACCAACUUCCAGCGCAAUCAGCGCUUCUCUUCAACCUCCUGUGGCUCCACUCAGAUGCCGUCUAUGGCGCUACAUGCAGGUGGCCAAGGAUCAGGAAACAAGAAGAAUAAGAAAGGCAAGCCUAACUAUGGUGGCGACCUUCCUCGACAGCAGACCCUCUCAUCAUCUACACCAACCCCGACUGGGCCAUGGGUACCCUCCUCCGGCUCAGGCAUUCACCAUGAACACUCCACCGACCACGUCGUCUGCCUUGACCAUCAGCCCUACAUGGGAACAAGCUGCGCUCAUAGCAGCGAUGAACAAUAUGUCCACUCUAGGAUAGGAUGA